GGAGGAGGAAGAGAAAAGGAGGCAGGAGGAGGAAGAAGAGAAAAGGAGGCAGGAGGAAGAGGAGAAAGAGAAGAAGAGGAAGAAGCAGGAGGAGGAGGAGAAAGAGAAGAAGAGGAAGAAGCAGGAGAUCUCCCUGGAGGUCAUCUUACUGGUGGACAGCGAGGAAGAGGGGGAAGAGAAAGCCCCAGCCGCCGGGCGCGGUCGUGGUCGCGGUCGCGGAAGAGGGCGAGGACGCGGUGCCGGCGGGCGCGCACGGGUCGAGCCUGUGGCUGCUCCGGCUACGAGGAGAAGGGCUGCGGCAAGCGAGACCGCGACGGAGGAUGCACCUGCGGAGCCUGUGGCGGCUCCGGCUACGAGGAAAAGGGCUGCGGCAAGCAAGACCGAGACAGAGGAUGCCGCUGCGGAGGCCGUGCCGGCCCGUGCCACUCGCGCUCGGAGCCAGACGACGGCGGCGCCCGUGGCCGAGGAAGAGGCGCCCAAGACAAGACGGGCGUCGAGGCGGACCGCGGCGACCAAGACUGGUUCGCAGCAGGAAGAAGAAGGAAAGGGGGCACAAGCUGUCGCCUCUGAUAUGGAAACUGCGGAAAUGGAAGAAGAUGCCACGAAUACUCAGAACGAGGAGCGCAACGAGGUUGAGGAACAGAGCCAUGACGGCGAAGAGGUAGUGGUCGCGGAUACACCAGCACAGGUGCAAGAAGAGCCACCGGUGGAGAAGGAGGAGGACGGUAGGCAAGAAUCUCCUGCCGUUGGCGGGGGGCGGCGAGGUGCCAGACGACGCGCACGGCCCGAGGCUGUGGCGUCUCCGGCCACGAGGAAAAAGGCUGCAACAAGGAAGACCGUGACAUGGGUUGACGCUCCGGCAGCCGAGGCCGUGCCGGCUCGGGCCACCCGUGGCGCUCGGAGCCAGAGCACGGUGGCUGAGGAGGCGCCUAAGGGAAGACGGACGUCGAGGAAGACUGCUGCGCAGCAGGAAGAGGAAGGCCAGCAAGCCGUUGCCUCUGAUGCGAAAGCUGCUGCGCCUGCACCGGUUUCCGCCGACGAAGCAGCUGGUGAUGCUGCAGAAAUGGAGGAAGAAGCCACGAAUCCGCAGGACCAGGUUGAGGAAGAAGAAGCACUGGUGGAGAAGGAGGAGGGUGUUGGGCAAGACCAGAACGAAGAGAAAUCGCCUGCCGUUGCCGUGGGGCGGCGUGGUGCCCGCGGGCGCCCACGGGCCGAGCCUGUGGCAGCUCCGGCUACGAGGAGAAGGGCCGCAACAAGCAAGACCGUGACAGAGGAGGCGCCCGCGGAGGCCGUGCCGGCUCGGGCCACUCGUCGCGCUCGGAGCCAGACCACGGUGGUUCCGGUGGCCGAGGAAGCCGCGCCCAAGACAAGACGGGCGUCAAGGAGGGCUCCGGCGAAGAAGACUGGUGGGCAGCAAGACGAGGAAGAAGAGCAAUGCCAGCAAGCAGCUGUUGUCGAAACUGUUGCCCCUGCGCCGGUUUCCUCUGACGAGGGAGCUGAUGAUGCUGCAGCAAUGGAAGCAGCCAUGGAUCCUCAGACUGAGGAGCAAAACGAGCUAGUUGAGGAGCAGAACAAGCAAGAGGAACUUGAGACAGGUGAUGAUAUGGAAACUGCUGUACCUGCUGUGCCCACUGAAAAAAUGGAAAAGGAGGCCAUGGAUCUUCAGAACGAAGAGCAAAACAAGCUGGUUGAGGACCAGUGUCAGGAAGAUGCAGGUGGUGUGGCUGAUAUGGAAACAGCACCCGUUUCCUCUGACAAGGAAGAUGAUGAUACUGAAGAGAUAGAAGAAGAGGCCGUGGAUCCUGAGAACGGUGAGCAAAAGGAGCCACUAGUUGAGGAACAGAGCCAGGAAGAGGAACGUGAGACAGGUGAUGCCCCUGAUAUGGAAACUGCUGUACCUGCACCGGUUUCCUCAGACGAGGCCAUGCAUCAUCAGAACGAAGAGCAGAAGGAGCUACUGGUUGAGGAGCAGAGCCAGGAAGAAGCGGGUGAUGUGCAUGUGCCUGCUAUGGAAACUGCGCCGGUUUCCCCUGCCGAGGAAGAUGGUGAUACUGAAGAAAUAGAAGAAGAGGAGGGUGUGGAAUUGGUUUCCUCUGUCGAGGAAAAUGAUGAUACUGAAGAAAUAGAAGAAGAGCAGAGCCAGGAAGACGAAGGUGUGGUGGAAACUGCUGUGCACGCACCGGUCUCUUCAGACGAGGGAGGCAGCGGUACUGAAGAAAUGAAAGAAGAGGACAUGGAUCUUCAGAAAGAGGACGCAAACGAGCUAAUUGAGGAACAGAGCCAGGAAGACGAAGGUUGCGUCCCUGACAUGGAAACUGCUGUGCAUGCGGUUUCCUCAGACGAGGGAAGUGAUGAUGGUACUGAAGAAAUGGAAGAAGAGGCCAUGGGUCCUCAGAACGAGGUGCAAAACGAGCUAGUUGAGGAACAAGCUAAGGAAGAAGAAGGGUUAGCCACGGAUAUGCAAACCAGUCCCGAACUAGUGGAAGAAACAGCAGCACCAGUGGCAGAAGAUUGCAGCACGGUUGUUUCGUCUGUGGAAGAGCAGCAGGACGAUGUCCAGCAGUGUGAGCAGUCUCCAGUGAAUGUUGUUAACGAGGAAGGCCAUUUUCCGGCUGAAACUGUCUCCAGCGAGGGGCCACUGGACGUUGAGAUUCAUCAUGGCGGUGAGGCCGCUGAGGAAGCCGAGGAUCAUCAGUUCACUGAAGAGACUGAAAUGGCACCGGAAUCCGGUGAGGCCACUGAGGAAGCUGAGGAGCAUCAGUCCACUGAAGAGACUGAAAUGAUGGUGCCCGUGGAAGAGACCGCUGAGGAAGCUGAGGAGAUUCAUCAGUCCAGUGAAGAGACAGAAAUGGUGCCCGUUGCCGAGUCGGCGGCUCAGGCCGCUGACAAAGCUGAGCAGAUUCAUCAGUCGAGUGAAGAGACCGAAAUGGUGCCCGUGGACUCACCGGUGCCGCAGGAGGCUGCUGUGGAGGACCUGGUGGUUGGUUUCACCUGCCAUGCAGACACCGCCAUUGAGAAGGAGAGUGAAGUGCUUCAGAGUGCAGCCAAAGCCAAUGAGGAGAAGGAAGACCUGGCUGUUGAAGAGGAGGAGAGUGAAGUGCUCUUUGGUGCUCUUUUCCAGAGCGCAGCCAAAACCAGUGAGUACAAGGAUGUUGAAGAGUUGCAGCACGACAUGGAUGAGGCUACUGCAGAGGAUGACAAUGAAGUUUCAGUCCUUGGUGCUCUGUUCCAGAGCGCAGCCAAAGCCAAUCAGAACAAGGGAGAUGUGGCUGUUGAAGAGGACAAUGAUGUGUCAAUCCUUGGUGCUCUGUUCCAGAGCGCAGCCAAAACAAAUGAGAACAAGGAACAACAACUGGUUGUUGAUGAGGGGCACUAUAACAUGGAUGAGUGUGCUGCAGAGGAGGAGAAUGAGGAAGAUAUGGCUGUCUUUGGUGCCCUGUUUCAGAGCGCAGCCAAGUCCAGUGAGAACAAGGAACAUCUGGUUGUUGAUGAGUCUGUUGAGGAGAAUGAGGUGCCAUUCUUAGGUGCUCUGUUUCAGAGCGCAGCCAAGUGCAACGAGAACAAGGAUCAUCAUCUGGUUGCUGGUGAGGCGCGGCAUGACAUGGAUGAGGCUGUUGAAGAGGAGGAGAAUGAAGUACAAACAACCUUUGGUGCUCUCCUUGAGAGCGCAGCCAAGACCAAUGAGAAGGAAGAUGUGGCUGUUGAUGAGUUGCAGCAUAACAAGUCUGUUGAAGAGGAGGAGAACGAUGAAGACCGAACAACCUUGGCUGCUUGGCUGCUGCUUCACAGAGCAGCCAAGGCCCAUGAAAUCAAGGGAGAAGGUCUGAUUGUUGAUGACACAGAAGAGCCUGUUGAAGAGGAGCCAAAGAUGGAGAGUGUUGAGGCCACUGUGACAGAGGAGAGUGGCAUCACCGGUGAGCUGACAAAUGUGCCCGUCGAGGAGGACGACGGCGGCGUGGUGGCCGCCGACGACGUGCCACUCAGCUCAGCCACAAUGUUUGAGGGCGCUGUACAGGUGGUCACCGUCGAGUACCUGUCGCAAGCCACGGUAACUGACGAUGAGGGUGCAGUCAAGGGCGGCCUUGCAGAUGUGUCCGUUGAAGAGGAUAGAGUGGUGGCCACCAUGGACGAGAAGGUGGAGGAGGUGCUCCUGUCGCAGGCCACGGUGACUGAUGACGAGUGGGCAGCCAGGGAGUGUGCUUUUUCCACCGGUAACCUCACACCGGUGGUCGACGCUGCCAAGGAAGUGGUGACCGUCGACUACCUCUCGCAGGCCACAGUGACAGACGACGAAUGGGCAGUCAAGGAGAGCGCUUUCGCCGGCGACCGCUCGCCGGUGUUCGACGCUGCCGGAGACUGCAGCGGCCAGGUCAUUUCCCCGCUGUUCGCAGGCCUGUUCGAGGAUGCCACCAAGUUCCUGUCCAUGGACUCAGUCACCGUGGAGGCAACAACGGUGCCUGAAGCUGCCGCUGAGAAGAACGUUACUGAGCCUGUGGCGAUGGAAAGAGAGAAGGAAGUGAAGGAGGAGGGCAAUGAAUCUGAAGCAUUGGGCAGCCUGAGCCUGAGGAAGCUUAGGGUCCAGCUCAAGGAGAAGGCUGCAGUGGCACAAGACCUGGAGAAGAAGCCAGUGGAUCAAUUUUCCAUCCACCCAAUAUUUGAAGUGAAGGAAGGGAAGAAGCCGCUGGACACGCUUAGCCUGAGGAGGCUCAGGCUGAAGCUCAAGGAGAAGCUCAAUGCUCAGAAGAACAGAGAGCCAACAACUAGGGCGCCCCUCGGCAGGCUGGACGAGAACUCGGCGUCCAAGUCGCAGAAGAGGGAGCACAACAGGGUGCCCCUCGGCAGGCUGGACCAGAAUUCGGCGUCGAAAACGCAGAACAGAGAGCGGAGCAGGGUGCGCCUUGGCAGGCUCGACGAGAACGCGUGCUGAUGAUUGAUUAUCUAACUUGGGUGCUCACUGAAUGAACUCCAGCACUUCGUGUCGGAAGAUUUGGUUGAGAAACCAUGGUUUCUCCAACCCCCUUGAUCCUAACUUAUCUGCGUGCGUUCUUGUGCUGUUACUUUGCGCGUUCGCCGGCAGAGCGUGAGAAGAUUUGGCUGUAUUUUUUAGUCGACUCUUGUCGUGUUCUGAACUUGUAUCAGAGUGCUUACUUCUAAGUGGUGACAGUUACAUAUAUCAGAGUGUUUGUUGCUUA
Molecule: messenger RNA, 5192 nt
Organism: Triticum urartu
Lineage: Eukaryota; Viridiplantae; Streptophyta; Magnoliopsida; Poales; Poaceae
Source: RefSeq, a predicted model, not a curated record